GUAUAUAAAUGCGCCAGUUCCGAGAGCUCCGACCAUCGCACGAGUCAAAACGCGUUCUUUCGGAUCUUCGGAGGCUGCGCGAUCUGCACGAGUACGACCGAUUCGACUCAGAAGUUAGUGGCUGUUGGAGAAAUGGCAUCGAAUGGACCAGCACCACCCAGAGGCAGCGCAGCAGCAGCUGCUAGCAUGCGUAGGCGGAGGACAACUGGUGGUGGUGCCUCAGGAGGAGCAACUGGAACGAUGCUGCAGUUCUACACUGAUGAUGCCCCAGGACUGAAGAUCUCUCCAAAUGUGGUUCUUGUUAUGAGCAUCGGCUUCAUUGCUUUUGUUGCCAUCCUUCAUGUCAUUGGUAAGCUCUACUUGGUCCGAAGAUAGAUUCAAAAGUGGAUUGAAAACAGGAGGAAUAUUUAGUGGUUCGUUCUCUCGAGUCCGAAUCGGUCUCUUCUUUGUUGUAAGACAGAAAAUCAUGAAGGUUAAAUUUUAUAGAUCAAUGUUUGAGUUGGUAGUUUGACUCAUUUUACUAGAUUGGCUUUUUCAUCAGGCACUGUUGAGUUUUUGGAAGUUCUUCUGAAAAUGUAUUAUUGAGGAUUUUGUCUUCUUACUUGUCCAGAGUUUUGUUCUCGAAUUUUGAUCAACUUAUGGUUAGCACUUGUGUAUCGAGAGUUAAUCAGUUGUCAUAACUGGAGAUUUUUAAGAGACAGGAUGAAUUGAGUAGACAA
This is a messenger RNA of Eucalyptus grandis, 719 nucleotides long. Its product is annotated as protein transport protein Sec61 subunit beta. Gene Ontology annotation, cellular component: endoplasmic reticulum membrane; Sec61 translocon complex. Gene Ontology annotation, biological process: intracellular protein transport. The record is from RefSeq and is a predicted model, not a curated record. Bases 133 to 375 code for a protein of 80 amino acids. The transcript is spliced from 2 exons. Lineage: Eukaryota; Viridiplantae; Streptophyta; Magnoliopsida; Myrtales; Myrtaceae.